Molecule: messenger RNA, 987 nt
Organism: Penicillium lagena
Lineage: Eukaryota; Fungi; Ascomycota; Eurotiomycetes; Eurotiales; Aspergillaceae
Product: cupin domain-containing protein
Exons: 3
Coding region: 1-987 (328 amino acids)
Molecular function (GO): dioxygenase activity
Source: RefSeq, a predicted model, not a curated record
AUGUCUUUGACUGAUCAAGUUGCAACUACGUCUGACUCGGAGGAGAAGCUUCUUGCUGACCUGGCGGCGAGCAAAACGCUACCUCUGUGGAAGCAAAUUACCAAGCUGAACCCUCCGGUACCGAAUCCCACCACCAUCCCCAAUGUGUGGAGAUAUAAAGACGUUCGACCGAACCUUUUACGUGCCGGCGCACUCGUCCCGGCGGAGCAGGCUGAGCGUCGAGUUCUGAUGCUGAUAAAUCCAGCCAGAGAUGCUCCCUAUACAACCGACACCCUCUACGCUGGUCUCCAGUUAGUGAUGCCCAAUGAAACCGCUCGUGCACAUCGCCACACAGCCUUUGCAAUGCGCUUCAUCAUCGAAGGUAAUGGCGGAUUUACUGCAGUCCACGGCCGCCGCAUCCAGAUGCAGCAGGGCGAUGUGAUCCUGACGCCGACGUGGAACUACCAUGACCACGGCAAAGAUGGCUCCGGACCCAUGAUUUGGCUAGAUGGCUUAGACCUGCCCAAUUUCAAGCAUUUCCCUGUGCACUUUGUCGAACAUUUCAAUCAGCCGCGGUAUCCAGCGAAAGAUGUUGAUAACAGCACUUCUCCACUGGUGUUCUCUUGGUCUGAGAUGAAAGUUCGGCUGGACAGUAUACCUGGGGAUUGGGCGACGCGUCGGUAUUUGAAGGCCGACGGUAGUGAAGUGAGCCGUGUUCUUGGUGGUUGUGCUGAGCGUCUCACAGCAGGCAAGUCCUCGCCUAGUCGUCGUGAGACUACCUCUUCUGUGUACCAUGCGGUUGCUGGAGCUGGAUACUCAAUUAUUGGGGACAAGAAGCUUAUUUGGGAGAAGGGUGAUACCUUCUGCAUUCCUUCGUGGUACAAAUAUCAGCACUUUGCCGAUCCCGGGCAGCCAGUGUAUCUGUAUCGGUUUGACGAUAAGCCAAUGAUCGAUGCGUUGGGAUUCUAUCGUUCAGGGGAGAUGGAUGCUGAAUCACUUGUGACUUGA